AUGGGGGGCCUUAGACCCUCCGACAGGCUCCCAUCUCUCCUUCUGACUGUGGGUGGUCUCAGCCUCGUCCAGGCCCAGAGUGAAUGCAACUGCUCCUCCGUGAGCCCGGGCGUGCUGGCCGGGAUCGUGCUGGGGGACCUGGUGCUGACCCUCCUCAUCGCCCUGGCCGUGUACUCCCUGGGUCGGCUGGUCCCUCGGGGGCGAGGGGCUGCGGAGGCAGUGACCCGGAAACAGCACAUCACGGAGACAGAGUCGCCUUAUCAGGAGCUCCACGGCCAGAGAACAGAUGUCUACAGCAACCUCAACACACAGAGGCCAUAUUACAAAUGA
Rangifer tarandus platyrhynchus (Svalbard reindeer) is the source of this 330-nucleotide messenger RNA. The record is from the annotation of a GenBank genome assembly. NCBI's taxonomy places the organism in Eukaryota, Metazoa, Chordata, Mammalia, Artiodactyla, Cervidae.